Molecule: messenger RNA, 2799 nt
Organism: Peniophora sp. CBMAI 1063
Lineage: Eukaryota; Fungi; Basidiomycota; Agaricomycetes; Russulales; Peniophoraceae
Source: the annotation of a GenBank genome assembly
AUGUCUCUCCAGUCUGGACUAAAUGCUACUGCAGACUCCAUCUCAACGUCUCUCCAGUCAUUGUCUCUCCAGUCCGAACUACCCGUUCAGAUUGCUAACCCUGUCGGGAGACCGCACUCCUUCGGCGCUGUGCAGCGCGUGAGCGUCGAUGGUCGGCAGCACGCUUACAAUACGCUGCGCUGGACCAAGCCGGGUAACCAGCAGGAGAUGACGAAGUUCAUGAACAAGGAGACCGUUCGUUUCUUUGCGAAGUUCGGAUGGGAGAACCCCGAACGCGACGUGCCACCAGGUGUCGCAGAGCCGGAUCAGGACACGAUCAGUGUCUACGAAGCGUCAGCGAAGGAAGCCUCUCGAGCCGUCAAACGAGGAUGUCCAGACGAAGAGCAGAAGAGACGAGAUGAACUAGUCCGACAUGUUCGCACGAUAAUGCUCGCUCGGUUCCAGACAAACUUCCCCGACUCUAAGCGAAAGGCUAAGGCCGUCAAGGAACGUGGGGCCGACAUCUCGAAGCUUCUUCUGAAGUACUGGGAGAAACCGUCUAUGAAACAGCUUUACAAAGUAUGGGCGAAUUCGAAGCCGCGCCCGGAUCUCGAUGCGGAGAUCGAUCGUUUGUUGCCCGCAGUGAGGGAGCAGAAGGGCGACCCCGAAUACAAGCGUAUCGGCGUGUGGAAUACAGUGGCGGCCGACUGGUAUAGAUCUGCCAGUGAGGAAGAAAAGGAGCAGACGAUGGAGAAGGCGAAAGACAUAUUGGCCAAGGAAACGAAGAAGUGGAAGGAGGAUCUCGCGGCGCCCAAGACUCUGGAAGACGCCAUAAAAUUCAUGUCAGCGUCCAAGGACUUUUUGGAGGAUCUCAUGGAAUUCUUUGCGGAUCACUGCGGCGGCAUGGCCGUCAUGAUCCUAGCUGGCGCGGGGAAGGUCAUGGUAUCCGAGGGUGUAUGUAACAUUGCGGGCAAGCCUAAGGUCAAGUACAGCGAACUCGGGGAAGAACGGCACGUAAUACAUGCGGUGUCUGAACGCAUACACACACAGGCCUGCCUUGUUACCGAGACAAAGUGGGAUCUGCGCCUUUCGGACUAUAGAAAUGAGCCAGUAACGCGUGAGGGUACUGGAGAGGCGCACAGCCCAGAAGCCCUUACCACUCCGCCGGCAAUGAUGUCCAACGAUAAUACGACAGCAGUCCAGGAAGCUUCGACGCAACGCAGAGCCAAUGCUGACAAUGCCGAUCAGCUGCCAAAAGACACGUUCGUCUCUCAUUCGGCGCUGGAUAUCUCUCUAUCGCUAGACCUUCCCGUCGACGUCUUUGGGACCAAUACGAGCCAGACGCAGAGUAGCUUGGAGGGUAGAGAGCAGGCAAGAGAAGUUGCACAGUGGGGCGAGGAUGAUCGGCGGCAUGAGGAGCCUAUCAUGGAUGUAUGUGGCGCCGGCGAGUUGGGUGGCGAAGAUACUCGUGUAGAGAAGCCGUUGCCCAAGGAGAAGGCUAAGCCAAAGCCGCGCCCUACCGCCCGAAGACAGGCGUCCGCGAAGAGUGCCAUCGCUCAAACCUCCAGGUUCGACGAUGCUGGCGCUCUUACCAACGUUCGCUCCAUCGGCGAGAAGAGUACAGACGACACGCGAGAACCGCUCAAGAUGGCUCUGCCCGCUCCGCCUUGCUCGCCGCCCGACUCUGGAUCGCUGCGGUCGGACCAGUUGCACGGUACACGAGGCAACGGCGAUGUUUUGAGUAGCCCCGACCACCAUGAUAAUGGCCGUUCAGAUGGUGACGACGGUGUCGGCGAUAGCAUGCACAUCAAGAUCUUCGGCGCGGAUUAUGAUCCAUGUGGCCAAUGUGCUCCUGAAACGAAUCAGAGGGGUGAUUUGUCAGCCGUACUGCGUCAACUGGUGGAUGACUUGGUCCGCGACGAGGCUGAUGAAACCUCUCAUUUCGGGUCGAGAGGUCGAUUUGCGUCGUGGUCGAACUAUAUUCUGGAAAUCCCUGAAAGAUACGAAUCCAGUGGAUGGUCAGUAUCCCGUGCCGUCCUCAAAAACGUGCUCGAGAAGUACCUAAAUUUCGAACUGGCAAAAUCUCCCCCCGCAUCCACGUCUUGUCAUGGCUGGUCUGCGUUUGAAUUGCACGGCGAACGCAUCGGGAUCAGACCGGUCUAUCUCAGUAAACUCCAAGGCCCGCACUACACGGCCGCAUGGCCGGAUCUGGGGCAACGGAACAGUUCAACGCGUGAUGCGAAGCUUGCAGACUGGAACAUAGGAGCGGCCUUGUGUGAACAAUGGCGUCUCCUACAACCAGUAGAGCGUUUGAAAGGACACUUCAUUCGCGCUGCGCCAUGUGCGAACAUGGACUGGGGAGAAGCGGUGCUUGGCGGGAAAAGAGGAGCACGCCUGUUCAUCUUGGGGCUAAUGAUUUGGGCAGACAAUCUGAAGGGCAUACAGGACGGAACCACAGCGCAUGACUGGGAGACAUUGGCUUCCGAUAUGGCGCUCGUGUUUGACGUACGAACACGACAGGUUCGCGCGUCGACAGCGGCUGAAACGUCUCGGCCAUCCGACGCUGAAGUUCCGGGAAACUUAGUCAAAGGUAUCGCAGGAGAACUAGUUGCGGGGGGGAUGGGGCGAGAGAGUGGCGGAAGGCCGAAGAGGACCGUGGGUGGGCGCGCAGACAUCAAGUUUGCGGAGAGAUAUGACGCACUAGUUGAACAGCAGAAGAGGGGUACCGGUAAGAAGCAAAAGGGAGAAGCCGCGCCGGAGAAGCCGAGAGCGCGGAAUGAUAGCACACAGGCCCCGAAGAAGUCCGGGCGAAGGACUUGA